This is a messenger RNA of Diachasma alloeum, 2093 nucleotides long. RefSeq names its product sodium-dependent nutrient amino acid transporter 1. NCBI's taxonomy places the organism in Eukaryota, Metazoa, Arthropoda, Insecta, Hymenoptera, Braconidae. Gene Ontology annotation, cellular component: membrane. Bases 27 to 1871 code for a protein of 614 amino acids. The record is from RefSeq and is a predicted model, not a curated record. Gene Ontology annotation, molecular function: L-amino acid transmembrane transporter activity. The transcript is spliced from 9 exons. Gene Ontology annotation, biological process: sodium ion transmembrane transport.
CUCGACUACAUCAUCAGAUACCCGACAUGGAGAAAUUUUCUAAUGGAGCACGUAACGGUCACGCUAACGAGGGCUUUGAUGCCGUCGAGAAGCUUCCGGACGAUCUUGAAAACUUAGGCUGUCAGGGAGAGACUCCACCUGUGAUACAAUCGGAGGAAAAACCAGAAUGGAGUGGAAAUCUGCAGUUCCUGAUGGCCUGCAUCGCGACAUCGGUGGGUCUGGGUAACGUCUGGAGAUUUCCCUACACAGCCUAUGAGAAUGGAGGUGGAGCCUUCCUGAUUCCCUACAUCAUAAUCUUAGUCCUUGUUGGGAAACCUUUCUACUAUCUCGAGGCAGCCAUCGGUCAAUUUACCAGCAGAUCCUGCACAGGAUUGUGGAAUAUAACUCCAGCGAUGAGAGGAUUAGGAUUCGGCCAGGCGUUCGUCGGAAGCUACGUAGUCAGUUACUACUGCUCAUUGAUGGCCCUCGCCCUUCUGUACCUAGUCGCGAGCUUUCAGAGCGAACUACCCUGGUCUUACUGCUGGGAUGAGUGGACUGAUCCCUGCGUAUCUCAACAUUCGAAUUUGAGUGAGAUACAGGCCUCCGGUCAGAAAGUUACCGGCUCUGCUGAAUUAUAUUUUCGGAGAGAAGUCUUGAAAGAAACUGAUUCCAUAGAAUCUGGAAUAGGCCUACCUUCCUGGAAGUUGACAAUCUGCCUAGCUCUGACCUGGCUGUGUGUCUUCAUCGUCCUCCACCGGGGGAUCAAGGAGACCGGAAAGGCCGUGUACUUCUUCGCCAUCUUCCCCUACAUCAUCAUGCUGGCUUUACUGAUCAGGGCAGUUACUCUGGAAGGUGCUGUCAAUGGCAUUCUAUUCUUCAUUACACCUAACUGGAAUAAACUCUGGGAUCCAAACGUCUGGUAUGCAGCCAUCACCCAGUGCUUCUUCUCCCUCUCCGUUUGCUUUGGACCAAUCGUCACUUACUCAUCUCAUAAUCGUUUCUUCCACCCCAUGCAUCGGGAUGUGAUGAUUGUUACAACGUUGGACACUUUGACGAGUUUCAUGGCGGGAUGCACGAUAUUCGGAAUUCUUGGGAAUUUAGCGUAUGAGAUGGGGACGGAUGACAUUGGCAGCGUGGUCAGAGGUGGCUCAGGACUGGCAUUCAUCUCGUACCCCGACGCCCUGGGGAGAUUCAGCUUCGUUCCCCAACUUUUUUCAGUCCUGUUCUUCGUCAUGAUAUUUGUCCUGGGAUUGGGAACUGCAAUGGCACUUGCUGGAACGCCAUUCCUAGCUUGUUGUGAAUACAUGCCGAAUGCGAAGAAAUGGGUUAUUACGCUGGUCAUUUCGGUGAUUGGAUUUGGUGUUGGACUUGUUUAUAUUACUCCGGGAGGACAAUGGCUGGUCGCUCUAGUUGAUUACUACGGGGGCACUCUAGUUGCCAUUGUCAUCGGAGUGCUGGAAAUAAUUUCCAUUUUCUGGAUUUAUGGGCUGAAUAACUUCCUGGACGACGUGGAAUUCAUGCUCGGAGUGAGACCAGGAAUCCUUUGGAGACUCUGCUGGCUGAUCAUCACUCCCGCGCUCAUGAUCGUCAUCAUGAUUUACACUUUUGUCAUUUACUCGCCGCUAACUCACGAUGGGAAAUACUAUCCUAAUUGGGCAUAUGCGACCGGGUGGAUUCUAUUCUUUCUCGCAAUGGUCCAAAUUCCAGGAUGGAUCUUCUAUUAUGUGGAUAAACAUGAUAAAUUACCAAUCGGGAAGGCAAUUAAAGCUGCAUUUGCGCCAUCACCCGCUUGGGGCCCGAAAUGUCAGGUACAUCGGGAGAAGUGGCUGGAGUUCAUCAACGACAAAAAAUCUACACGCAAAAAGGGAUUAAGACAAUUAUUACUAGACUAAAAGAAUAGGGGGAAUUCAAAACUUCUGACUUUCCUUGAAAUAUUCAUAAAUCAGAAAUGAAUUCAUCGAUUGAGUUCAAUUGAUGGAAAAAAAAUUAUUUACACCUACAUUAAACAAAACAUUAUUGUAAAUGACGAAAAAUGACUGUACCAUGUGACUAAAAAAAAUAUAAACGACAAUAAUUAUUCCAAGAAUUAAAUUAAUAAAAUAUCAUUUGUUCAC